Molecule: messenger RNA, 3265 nt
Organism: Panicum virgatum (switchgrass)
Lineage: Eukaryota; Viridiplantae; Streptophyta; Magnoliopsida; Poales; Poaceae
Product: leucine-rich repeat receptor-like serine/threonine-protein kinase BAM2
Exons: 2
Coding region: 41-3043 (1000 amino acids)
Biological process (GO): protein phosphorylation
Molecular function (GO): receptor serine/threonine kinase binding; protein kinase activity; ATP binding
Source: RefSeq, a predicted model, not a curated record
CCCCCCCCCCCCCCCUCCACUCACCACACCAUCCACGGCGAUGGCGCACUCCACGGCCGCCGCUUCCACCCUUCUCCUCCCGGUCCUCCUCCUCAUCGCCACCUCCACCCUCUACGGCGCCGCCGUCGACUCACCCUUAUCCCCGGACGCGGCCGCGCUCCUCAACCUCUCCGCUGCGCUCACGGACCCCUCGGGCUACCUCGCCACGCACUGGACGCCGGACACCGCGUUCUGCUCGUGGCCGCGCGUGUCCUGCGACGCCGCCGACAGGCGCGUCAUCUCCCUCGACCUCUCCGGCCUCAACCUGUCCGGCCCCAUCCCGGCCGCCGCGCUCUCCUCCCUCCCGCACCUCCAGACGCUCAACCUCUCCAACAACAUCUUCAACUCCACUUUCCCCGAAGAGAUCAUCGCGUCGCUCAGGAGCCUUCGCGUUCUCGACCUCUACAACAACAACCUCACGGGCCUGCUCCCGGCGGCUCUCCCCAACCUCACCGACCUUGUCCACGUCCACCUCGGCGGCAAUUUCUUCUCCGGCAGCAUCCCGAGUUCCUACGGCCAGUGGAGCCGUAUCCGCUACCUGGCCCUCUCCGGCAAUGAGCUCACCGGCGAGAUACCGCCGGAGCUCGGCAAUCUGACGACGUUGAGGGAGCUGUACCUCGGCUACUUCAACAGCUUCACCGGCGGGAUACCGCCCGAGCUCGGCAGGCUGCGGGCGCUCGUCCGGCUCGACAUGGCCAACUGCGGCAUCUCCGGGGAGAUCCCGCCGGAGGUGGCGAACCUCACGUCGCUGGGCACUCUGUUUCUUCAGAUCAACGCCCUGUCUGGGAGGCUCCCGACGGAGAUAGGCGCAAUGGGGGCGCUGAAAUCGCUCGACCUGUCGAACAACUUGUUCGUCGGGUCGAUCCCAGCGAGCUUCGCGUCCCUGAAGAACUUGACUCUGCUGAACCUCUUCCGCAAUCGCCUCGCCGGUGAGAUUCCCGAGUUCAUCGGCGACUUGCCAAACCUCGAGGUUCUGCAGCUGUGGGAGAACAACUUCACAGGCGGGAUACCGCCGAACCUCGGCGUGGCGGCGACCGGGCUUAAGAUCGUCGAUGUGAGCACCAACAAGCUCACCGGCGUUCUUCCCUCCGAGCUGUGCGCCGGCGAGCGGCUGGAGACGUUCAUUGCCCUGGGCAAUUCGCUGUUCGGCGGCAUUCCGGACGGGCUCGCGGGGUGCCCGUCGCUGACGAGGAUUCGGCUGGGAGAGAAUUAUCUCAACGGCACGAUACCGGCAAAGCUGUUCACCUUGCCGAACCUGACGCAGAUAGAGCUGCACGACAAUUUGCUCUCCGGCGAGCUCAGGCUGGAAGAUGGGAAGGUGUCAUCGUCGAUCGGGGAGCUCAGCCUGUUCAACAACCGACUGUCCGGCCAGAUGCCGACCGGGAUCGGUGGGCUAGUGGGACUGCAGAAGCUACUGCUCGCCGGGAACGGGCUGUCUGGCGAGCUUCCGCCCGAGAUUGGGAAGCUACAGCAGCUCUCAAAGGCGGACCUUUCUGGGAACCUGAUAUCCGGCGAAGUGCCGGCGGCGAUCGGCAAAUGCCGUCUGCUCACCUUCCUGGACCUCUCGGGCAACAAGCUCUCCGGCCGCAUCCCGCCGGAGCUCGCUGGCCUCCGCAUCCUCAACUACCUCAACGUAUCCCACAACGCGCUCGAAGGGGAGAUUCCGCCUGCCAUCGCCGGCAUGCAGAGCUUGACAGCCGUCGACUUCUCCUACAACAAUCUCUCCGGCGAGGUCCCGGCCACCGGCCAGUUCGCCUACUUCAACGCGACCUCCUUCGCCGGCAACGCCGGGCUCUGCGGCGCGUUCCUCUCGCCGUGCCGCUCCCACGGCGUCGCGACGUCGGCCUUCGGCUCCCUCUCGUCCACCUCCAAGCUCCUCCUCGUGCUCGGCCUCCUCGCGCUGUCCAUCAUCUUCGCGGCCGCGGCCGUGCUGAAGGCGCGGUCGCUGAAGCGGUCCGCCGAGGCGCGCGCGUGGCGGCUGACGGCGUUCCAGCGGCUGGACUUCGCCGUGGACGACGUGCUCGACUGCCUCAAGGAGGAGAACGUGAUCGGCAAGGGCGGGUCCGGGAUCGUGUACAAGGGCGCGAUGCCGGGCGGCGCGGUGGUGGCCGUGAAGAGGCUCCCGGCCAUCGGGCGCGCCGGCGCGGCGCACGACGACUACGGCUUCUCGGCGGAGAUACAGACGCUGGGGCGCAUCCGGCACCGGCACAUCGUGCGGCUGUUCGGGUUCGCGGCCAACCGGGAGACGAACCUGCUGGUGUACGAGUACAUGCCCAACGGCAGCCUCGGCGAGGUGCUCCACGGCAAGAAGGGCGGCCACCUGCAGUGGGCGACCCGGUUCAAGAUCGCCGUGGAGGCGGCCAAGGGCCUCUGCUACCUGCACCACGACUGCUCGCCGCCGAUACUGCACCGCGACGUCAAGUCCAACAACAUCCUCCUCGACGCCGACUUCGAGGCCCACGUCGCCGACUUCGGCCUCGCCAAGUUCCUCCGCGGCAACGCCGGCGGUUCCGAGUGCAUGUCCGCCAUCGCCGGCUCGUACGGCUACAUCGCUCCUGAGUACGCCUACACGCUCAAGGUGGACGAGAAGAGCGACGUCUACAGCUUCGGCGUCGUGCUACUGGAGCUCAUCACCGGCCGCAAGCCGGUCGGGGAGUUCGGCGACGGCGUCGACAUCGUGCAGUGGGUGCGGAUGGUGACCGGCUCGAGCAAGGAGGGCGUGAUGAAGAUCGCCGACCCGCGCCUCUCCCCGGUGCCGCUGUACGAGCUCACCCACGUCUUCUACGUCGCCAUGCUCUGCGUCGCCGAGCAGAGCGUCGAGCGGCCCACGAUGCGCGAGGUCGUGCAGAUCCUGGCCGACAUGCCCGGCUCGACGUCCUCGUCCAUCGACGUCCCCCUUGUCAUCGAGCCCAAGGAGGACUCGAGCCCGGAGAAGAAGCCGCAGCCGCAGCCGCAGGAAGGGCCGCACGACUCCCUGCCGCAGCAGGAUCUUCUUAGUAUCUAGAAGUGCCACCGGAGGAAUUGAAUUGGUGGUCGUACUUCUCGUAGUACUUUGUAGCAUCAUCCCCUGCUUUUGAGUCUUUCUUGUGUAGUAGUGUUGGGACGUGUAGGGGGGGUCCGAGUGUGUAUGCAAGAGGUAAUGUAACAUGUAAGCAUGUAGCCAAGCUGUGUUCCAGCUCUGAAACCCACGGAGGCUCGAGUCGAGGAGAUGGUUUCAAAACCGCUA